UAUUAAAAAAAAAAUAGAAAAAAAAUACCUACUUAAUAGGUUUUUUUUUUUAUAAUAAAUUUUAAUUUUGUAACCAGAGUUGUUGUUUAAUAAAGCCUAACCAUUGAGCAUUUAACUACCAAAAUGACUACCGUUAAUAUAAAUUCAAGAAAAAGUCCAAACAUCUUAAAAAAACAAGGCACCGAUCAGUGGGUCAAACUGAAUGUCGGUGGGACAUAUUUCCUAACAACAAAAACCACAUUAUCCCGUGAUCCAAAUUCGUUCCUGUCUCGAUUAAUACAAGAAGAUUGUGAUUUAAUAUCUGAUAAGGAUGAAACAGGAGCAUACUUGAUUGAUAGAGAUCCAAAAUACUUUGCACCAGUGCUGAAUUACUUACGCCAUGGCAAACUGGUACUUGACGGUGUCUCAGAAGAGGGUGUCCUCGAAGAGGCUGAAUUCUAUAACGUAACCCAACUGAUAGCUUUAUUAAAGGAAUGCAUUAAUCACAGAGAUCAGAGACCGCAUAUGGACAAGAAACGUGUGUAUAGAGUUUUGCAAUGCCGUGAGCACGAACUGACACAGAUGAUAUCAACUCUAUCUGAUGGAUGGCGAUUUGAGCAAUUGAUUAAUGUUGGCAUGCAAUAUCCCAACUAUAGUCCGUUCGAAAACAAUGAGUAUCUAUGUGUUGUUUCAAAGGAUUGUCUAACACCAGCCGGACGUGAAUUGGAAUUAAAUGACAGAGCUAAAGUUCUUCAACAGAAAGGCUCUAGAAUUCUUGGAAUUUGAACAUUUACAAAAUGUUAUUCACAAUAUUUUUUUCGCAACUACACACAAAAAAAAACACAUAUUAAUAUUAUAUAAGAGAGUACUAUUGUCAUUAAAAAUAAUCUGUUUCGUAUAUAUUCUUUUUCUCACA
Molecule: messenger RNA, 895 nt
Organism: Episyrphus balteatus (marmalade hoverfly)
Lineage: Eukaryota; Metazoa; Arthropoda; Insecta; Diptera; Syrphidae
Gene: inc
Product: BTB/POZ domain-containing protein KCTD5
Exons: 5
Coding region: 124-765 (213 amino acids)
Biological process (GO): proteasome-mediated ubiquitin-dependent protein catabolic process; protein homooligomerization
Cellular component (GO): Cul3-RING ubiquitin ligase complex; cytoplasm
Molecular function (GO): cullin family protein binding
Source: RefSeq, a predicted model, not a curated record